Aspergillus campestris IBT 28561 is the source of this 882-nucleotide messenger RNA. RefSeq names its product PP1-complex regulatory subunit GLC8. NCBI's taxonomy places the organism in Eukaryota, Fungi, Ascomycota, Eurotiomycetes, Eurotiales, Aspergillaceae. Gene Ontology annotation, molecular function: protein phosphatase inhibitor activity. The transcript has 3 exons. The record is from RefSeq and is a predicted model, not a curated record. Bases 1 to 882 code for a protein of 293 amino acids. Gene Ontology annotation, biological process: regulation of signal transduction.
AUGGCACAGCAACGUGUGGAGGAUGCCCAUUCGCGGCCUAAGGGGAUCCUCAAGAACUCUAGCUCCCAGAGUAUUCUCCAAGUCCCCCAAAUCCCGGAGGAUCCGUCUCCCCUCCCGUCCGUGGACGGCGUGGACACCAAGGAAAUCACCAUCCAAAACACCCUACAGAACGCCGGUCGGCGACGGUCCUCGUCCGCAGCCCGCCCCGGGAGCUCGUCGCGCCGCCAAUCCCUCGCCAGCUCCCACGGACACCACGAUGAGAACUCCCCCCGGCUGAAAUGGGACGAAGCGAACCUCUACCUCGCGGAGCAAGAAAAGACCGCCAAGAUGAAGAUCGACGAGCCCAAGACGCCGUACGCCCCGCACUACGACCCCAGCCAGGACGAGGACGAGGAGGAGAUGGCCGACGCGGACCUGAUCGAUGCCCAGGGGGUGGUAGUCGACGAGCUGGACCAGCCCCCCAAGCCGUCCCGCAAAGCCGUCCCCGAGGACGACAUCCCGGACCUGGAGCUGGGCGAGCCCGAGGAGUCGCCCAUGGCCGACGAGCCUGCCGCGUCGCAUGAUCGCAUCACCCGCGAACGGAGUCUCAGCAAUGAGUCGCACCGCAAUGACAAGCACGUGGUGGUUGGGUCCGAGCAGACUAACGGCGAGGCGGGGUCGGACGACCCCGACCAUCUCCUCUCGCCGGAAGAGGCUCGCGAGAAACACCGCCAGUUUGAGCAGCAUCGGAAGCGGCAUUAUGAGAUGCGGAACAUUAAGGAAUUAUUAGCUCACCCCGAAGAACUAGACGAGAUGGACGAGGACGAAGACGAGGGCGAGGCAGAACCCAUCCCCCCGCCGGUCCCUCAGAUCCCUCAACAGUUUGCGAAUGGGUCGAAGUAG